AUGGAGUACCCGUCUUCCGGGGGCCUGGACCCUCUAGUAUUGGACGCGGAAUGUCGGCUCGCUUCCCCCCACACCCGCAUCCAGCUACCACCACUCCUACCAUCCAACGACAGCACGGCCGCUAAGCAGCCGAACAGACGCGCUGGCGCAUACCCUCGUCGCAGGGCUGUGAGAGCAUGCCAGGUGUGCCGAGCCCGUAGGACCAAAUGCGACAACAAGAAGCCGUCGUGUUCCUUUUGCGAAAAAAUCGGCGCCAAAUGCGUGGUCAACGACCCUGCUGACCUGUCUGGAGAAACUGACUGCGACCGAAGGUUUGACACUGCCAGUUUAGUGAUUAUUCAACGCCUCGAUCAGAUCGAGUCGCUUAUCCAGCAACAGCAACAGCAGCAAUCUCAACAGAUCCAACAUGGAAGGACCGUCGUUGACCACACCAAUGGCAUGCAAGCCGCAACGAGGGUCUCGGCAGUCGCAGACAGCGAGUCGCCGACCCUUCAUGGUAGCCCAUUGUACCAGGCGCACUGCGCAGACCUCAGCCGACUUACCAUCGAAACCGUCCUCUCCUGGAACGUCUUCAAUGGAAGAUACGACGCAGGCCCAAGUCUUUACGAUCUGGUCUCAUCACAGACAACCUUGUCCCAGGAGCCGUUCCUGGCAAACAACGACCCGCGUCUCGAACGGCUGGACCUGGACCUGAAAACAUGCACCCGGCUGCUCCACACGUUUCUCGAGGAGGUGCAUAUUGCAAACCCAAUCCUUGACGUCCAUUUGAUUACCGAUUACCUAUACCAAGCGUGCGUUCACGGAAUCGGGUGGGACGCGCCCUCGUGCCUUGUGCUACUCAUCUGCGCAAUAGGGGCUAUUUCUGAGAGUUUUCAGGAGCACCAUGAAUCGAGCUCGAUGACGGCGCGGCGGUCGCCGUCCUUUCACCUUGGUCAAAGAUACUUCGAAGCGGCCCAGAUGCGGCUGGGAGUGGUUUUCCGGACCCAUGGAGUGCUGGAGACUCAGUGUUUCUUCUAUUCCGGCGUUUACCUGAUGGCUGUGUUUCAGCCUGUCCGCGCCUGGAGGUGUUUUGUGCAGACAGCCGCAGUGGCAGAGAUGAUGGUCUUCUCGUCCAACGGGUCCAGUACAACCGCGAGCCUCCAGAGGGACCUUCGCUGUCUAGAGACCACACACUGGGCUUGUCUCAAGUCUGAACUGGAGCUGCGCUUGGAGCUCGGUCUGAACCAACCUGACCCGCUUCGAUUUACGUAUCCGACCUUUUUCCCAUCCCUGCCCAUGGAAAGGCUUAAUCGUGAUGAGUCUCGGGUGUGGUAUUUCUAUCUUGCUGAAACCGCUAUUCGACGAUUAGCGAUGCGGGUCAUCCAGUUCUUCUUCUGGCACCAGACACAAGGUAGAUUCCCUGACGCCCAUAAUAUGAGAGAAGCCUCACUAGACUUUGAAAUUCAAGCCUCUGAAUGGACCUCUUCCCUGCCGCCAGUGCUCUCCCUUUCAACCCCUGAAAUGGAAGACGAUGUCCUGAAAUUCGUUCUACGAGGCCACCUCCUUGACUGCUACGAGUGGAUCUACUUCCCUUACAUGCUCGAAGCGAUCGCACACGGCAACCGCGACCCAGAGACGGAGGAGUUCGUCAUCCGCGGGCUGAAAAUGUCCGUUGAGCGCAUCCACAAAAAUCGUAAGGGGUUCAGGCACCGACACCACGGCGUCUGGUUGAUGUUGCGCUCGUGUACGCGGAGCGCGCUUAUAUUGCUAGCGGCGAGCCGCAGUUCGGCGACACACGACCUCUUGCCGCUCGGUUGGAAGGGGGCGGUCAUGAAUGCAACAGAUAUGUUGGCGUAUUGGAAGGAUGAAGCAGAGGAUGCGAGGGAUCGGCUGAGAAUUCUGCAGGAGUUUAUGGAGGAGUGGACAAGUGAAGAAGAGCAGGAACUGGGGAGCUUUGGUGUGGGUUGCGGAGGGUAG
This is a messenger RNA of Aspergillus nidulans FGSC A4, 1956 nucleotides long. Its product is annotated as transcription factor domain-containing protein. The transcript is spliced from 5 exons. Gene Ontology annotation, cellular component: nucleus. Lineage: Eukaryota; Fungi; Ascomycota; Eurotiomycetes; Eurotiales; Aspergillaceae. The record is from RefSeq and is a predicted model, not a curated record. Gene Ontology annotation, biological process: regulation of transcription by RNA polymerase II; DNA-templated transcription; regulation of DNA-templated transcription. Gene Ontology annotation, molecular function: zinc ion binding; DNA-binding transcription factor activity, RNA polymerase II-specific; DNA binding. The coding region runs from base 1 to 1956 and encodes 651 amino acids.